AGUCUACUUUGAUGGUUGAUGAAAGUUUUGAUUCUUCUCCAAAGAAAUCGAAGUUUUGAGGGGUUUUCUGCAGACUUUGGUGUGAUAAGGGAAUUAGAUUGUUAACUUAAGAAAAAGAAGGGUGUUUGUAAAAGUUUUAUGUAAAAAAGACCAUCAUGCAUAUGUACGCACUGACCCUUCAACGUGCAUCUGCCAUCAACAAUACCAUAUAUGGCAAUUUCUCUGGUUCUAAGCAACAAGAAAUAGUUGUUUGCAGAGGAAAAUCCUUAGAGCUGCUGAGAACAGAUCCCAACACUGGCAAAGUAUUUCCUGUGCUUGCUAUUGAGAUGUUUGGUAUUGUUAGAGAUCUGAUUUCAUUCAGAUUAACUGGAGGAUCUAAAGAUUAUAUUGUAGUUGGUAGUGAUUCAGGGAGAAUUGUUAUUUUGGAAUACAUUCCAUCGAAGAAUGCAUUUGAAAAGAUUCACCAGGAAACGUUUGGUAAAAGUGGCUGUAGGAGAAUUGUUCCUGGUCAAUAUCUUGCUGUCGACCCAAAAGGAAGAGCAAUAAUGAUUGGUGCAAUUGAAAAACAAAAGUUGGUUUACAUAAUGAACAGAGACUCGUCAGCACGUCUUACGAUAUCCUCACCUCUUGAAGCACACAAGUCUCAUACGUUGGCCUUUGAUAUAGUUGGUGUUGAUGUGGGGUUUGAAAACCCAAUGUUUGCUUGUUUAGAGAUAGACUAUGAAGAAGCUGAUUCAGAUCCUACAGGAGAAGCAGCACAAACCACACAACAAACCCUUACUUUUUAUGAACUAGACUUGGGUCUCAACCACGUUGUGCGCAAGUACAGUGAACCAUUGGAGGAGCAUGGGAAUAUGCUGAUAGCAGUACCUGGUGGCAGUGAUGGUCCUAGUGGUGUUUUAGUAUGUUCUGAAAACUACCUGACAUACAAGAACUUUGGCGAUCAACCAGACAUAAGAAUGCCAAUUCCAAGAAGAAAGUAUGAUCUUGAUGACCCAGAGAGAGGCAUGAUUUUUGUAUGUAGUGCAACUCAUAAAACUAAGUCCAUGUUCUUCUUCCUGGUACAAACAGAACAAGGAGACAUAUUCAAAGUCACAAUGGAAGUCGAUGAGGAUAUGGUGACAGAAUUACGCAUGAAGUAUUUUGACACUGUUCCUGUGGCUACAAGCAUGUGUGUUCUCAAAACAGGUUUCCUGUUUACUGCUUCGGAGUUUGGAAACCAUUAUUUAUACCAGAUUGCUCACCUGGGAGAUGACGACGAUGAAGUAGAGUUUUCAAGCACUAUGGAACUUGAAGAGGGAACUACUUUCUUCUUCACCCCGCGUGGUCUCAAGAAUUUGGUCCUUGUUGAUGAACUUGAGAGUCUUGCACCAGUUAUGUCAUGUCAGAUUGCAGAUCUUGCUAAUGAAGACACCCCGCAGUUGUUUGCACUCUGUGGUAGAGGGCCAAGGUCAAGUCUACGUGUCUUGCGUCAUGGUCUUGAGGUGUCUGAGAUGGCUGUUUCAGAUUUGCCUGGUAAUCCAAAUGCUGUGUGGACAGUCAAACAUACCAGUGCUGAUGAGUUUGAUGCGUACAUCGUUGUGUCUUUCAUCAAUGCUACCUUGGUUCUCUCUAUCGGUGAAACAGUAGAGGAAGUGACUGACAGCGGAUUCCUUGGUACAACACCAACACUUUCAUGUUCACAGUUGGGAGAAGAUGCUCUAUUACAGAUCUACCCUGAUGGUAUUCGUCACAUCAGAGCUGACAAGAGAGUUAAYGAGUGGAAAACUCCAGGCAAGAAAAGCAUCGUCAAGUGCGCUGUCAAUCAAAGACAGGUUGUCAUAGCRUUAACUGGUGGUGAAGUUGUUUACUUCGAAAUGGAUCAAUCAGGACAGUUAAAUGAGUAUACUGAGCGUAAAGAAAUGUCGGCAGACGUGCAGUGUAUGGCGUUGGGACCAAUACCACACGGAGAACUCCGGUCSAGRUUYUUAGCUAUUGGACUUAGUGAUAACACWGUGAGAAUCAUCUCACUAGAUCCUCAGGAUUGUUUAACUCCACUAAGUAUGCAAGCCCUUCCAGCAAUGCCAGAGUCUCUGUGUAUUGUCGAGAUGGGUGGAGUUGAAGGUGAAGCUGAAGGCUCUAGUCUUGGUGGUCUGUUUUUAAGCAUUGGUUUGUCGAAUGGCGUACUCCUUAGGACUGUAGUUGACACUGUUACUGGAGACCUGUCAGAUACAAGAACAAGAUAUCUUGGAUCUAAGCCGGUYAAGCUAUUCAAAGUUCAGAUGCAUGGCAUGGACUCGGUCCUGGCAAUGUCAAGUCGUUCAUGGUUAAGUUACACUCACCAAAGUCGWGUCCAUUUGACUCCMUUGUCGUAUGAAUCACUGGAGUAUGCUUCGGGUUUUGCGUCUGAGCAGUGCCCUGAAGGGAUCGUCGCUAUAUCUUCCAACACUUUAAGAAUUCUUGCCUUAGAAAAGUUAGGUGCUGUCUUUAACCAAGUCGCCACCUCACUGAAGUUUACACCGCGUAAAUUCGUCAUCCAUUCCCCUAGCAACAACUUAGUUGUCAUAGAAACUGACCACAAUGCAUACACUGAUACAACAAAGGAAGAGAAGAAGCAACAGYUGGCUGAGGAAAUGGUAGAAAUGGCUGGUGACGAGGACAAGGAAAUGGCUGCGCAAAUGGCUGCCGAGUUUUUGAAUGAAGAAAUUUCAGAGCAACAGUUUGGUUCCGCCAAAGCAGGAAAUGGGAUGUGGGCAUCUGCUAUUAGAAUCCUCGAUCCUAUAAAGGGAGAAUCCACAGACGCGGUUCAACUCGAACAAAACGAAUGCGCUGUUAGUGUUUGCGUGUGCUCGUUCAACUCUCGUCCAGACGAGUCAUUCGUUAUCGUAGGCACUGCAAAAGACAUGACCCUCAACCCUCGCUCGUGUGCAGGAGGCUUUUUACACGCCUACAGGAUGGCCGAACAGGUUGAUGGGACAUAUAAACUAGAAUUUCAACACAAGACGGAAAUCGAUGAUAUACCCGGAGCAUUGGAACCCUUCCAGAAACUACCGAACUUUAUYGUGGAUAUAAGAUCGAUGGGUACACGUAUUGCAAUUGGUGAUAUUCAAGAUUCGGUUCAUUUCGUAAAAUAUAAAGCGAGAGACAAUCACUURAUCGUAUUCGCUGAUGACGUCAGUCCAAGGUGGAUUACGUGUUUAUCAUUUAUCGACUACAACACAGUAGCAAUCGCUGAUAAAUUUGGCAAUGUUUCUUUGGUGCGUCUUGCUCAAGGUUCAAGUGAUGACGUAGAAGAGGACCCUACGGGCAACAAAGCAUUYUGGGAUCGAGGUUUAUUAAACGGCGCUCAACAAAAGAUGGAAAAUAUUUGCAACUAUUACGUUGGUGAAACUGUGCUCUCACUACAGAAAGCUACGCUUAUUCCAGGGGGGUCCGAGUCCCUCGUAUACACAACGCUGUCAGGGGGAGUUGGCAUGCUCGUGCCUUUUGUUUCGCGAGAGGACAUAGAUUUCUUCCAGCAUCUYGAGAUGCAUCUACGCUCUGAACAUCCUUCUCUUGUCGGUCGGGAUCAUUUAUCGUUCAGAUCGUACUACUUCCCUGUAAAGAACGUUGUUGAUGGAGAUCUGUGUGAACAUUAUAACUCGCUCGAAUACUCAAAACGACGAGCCAUUGCCGAAGAACUUGAUCGAACUCCAGCCGAGGUUUCUAAAAAGCUUGAGGACAUCAGAACACGYUUUGCYUUCUAGACAGAAACACAACAAACCUGGCCUUUUCGAUCCUAUUUUUGUACAUCCUGGACGCGGCACUAUCUAAAUAUAAACMGCCUAUGAUCCUUCCACUUUCUUAUCUUUUCUUAUCGUAUUUAUAUAGUACUGACACURCUUUGAAUGAGUAGUUUCAUUCUUCCGCCGUGUGGCUGAUAAACUUGGUGGAGGUUAACGACAAGUGACCGCAAAAAAACAUAUAAAGAAUACAAAAAUAAUCAAUAUCAAGUGUACUAGAAAAAAAUGGCAGUAAUGACAUCAUUAGAUAGUAGAGUGGACGCACGAAGUCCGUGAAACAAUUAUGACUACWCACUUCUAAGUAGUUUUGAUUAGAGCGAAGUCUUUAAACCCGUGAAACAAAACUUGACUGUUUAAGUGUGAUAGUCAGCUAGACACAGCAGAAAGCAUUGCAAUUGUAGCGUACUAAGGUGUAGUUGUGUAAUAUCUUUUCGACUUCACUCUAUCAUUAUUUUGCACUUAUUUUGUGCRAUUUCUAUUUCACGGAUUAGGUGAGUUUACUGUAAUAACAGUAACUGUAUCCGCUGCAACAACAGAAACUCAAUGACGUCGAUAGGCAUACAGUGACGUUUGCAGGAGACCGGCUCUACAASUCCUUG
Exaiptasia diaphana is the source of this 4360-nucleotide messenger RNA. RefSeq names its product splicing factor 3B subunit 3. Gene Ontology annotation, molecular function: U2 snRNA binding; protein binding. The record is from RefSeq and is a predicted model, not a curated record. NCBI's taxonomy places the organism in Eukaryota, Metazoa, Cnidaria, Anthozoa, Actiniaria, Aiptasiidae. Gene Ontology annotation, cellular component: U2 snRNP; nucleus. Gene Ontology annotation, biological process: mRNA splicing, via spliceosome.